AUGUCGUGUUCACAGAUAGCGGUCGAGUGUUCCAAGGAGCGUUUUAGACUUGUUUAUCCUCAUGUAAACGUAUUCUAUCAGUGGAGAUACAUAUGUCUUGGUCGCGGCAAUACAUUCACAUUAUACCGAUCCUUUUUCGCUCUCAUCUUUUUAACACUGCUUAUUCUGGACUAUAUUUGGAUAAUUUUAUUGACUCCAAGAUUUCCAGACUUUCUAUCAUGGUGUUUGGAUGCAUCACAAUGGGCACUGUUAGCCACAUCACUAUGCUAUAUUCUUCUGGCCUUUAAUACCAGGUUUAUAUCAAGAGAAAGCAAUGGAUUGAAUAAUGAAAUUGUUAAUGCUCCAUAUAAAUUCGUUUGGUUAUUAUAUACAUGCAGUAUAAAUGCAGUCUUUUCAACUAUGACUCUUCAUUGGAUGUUUAGUGGGAAUGGUUCUAAUCUUGAACAAACAUUGAAACACAGUCUCCCUGGUUGUUUAAUAUUAAUCGAUAUGUUUUUAACAAGUAUACCAUUGUAUUUAUGUCAUGCCUUCUAUCCUGUUAUUGUUUAUCUGCUUUAUUUAGCUAUAUCAACAUUAGGAUUAUAUUUAGCUUAUACAUUUGGUAAUUUAGAUAAAACAAUCGACUCACCAUCAAAUCCAACUGUAUUAAUCGGUGGACAUGCUUUGUUAGCUAAUGGUUAUCAAGAUUUUACAAAUAUCCCGCGUAUAUUUAUUGUAUUAUUCGGGGCUAUCUCUAUCGGUAUAAUGAUACAUUGUGUCCUGUUAACCUUGUGUAUAACACGUGAUUUCUUAGCAAGUCUAUGUCAACAGAGUACCAGCAUGUGGUUAGGCGAAGACGAAGAUGAUCCAUAUUUAAUUGAUAAUAGUACAAUGGAUUUAAUGAGUAGACAGUCAUCAACAUCACUUGUUGUCAAUACGAAUAAUAACAAUAAUAAUCAUAGUGAUAAUGAAAAACGCAAAUGA
Molecule: messenger RNA, 963 nt
Organism: Trichobilharzia regenti
Lineage: Eukaryota; Metazoa; Platyhelminthes; Trematoda; Strigeidida; Schistosomatidae
Source: the annotation of a GenBank genome assembly